CCCUAUAUAAAAGGCGCCAGUCCUAAACCAGAGAUUUUGCGAAACCCCAAUACCAAUCCCUUUCCUUCUUUGACCCAAACGCCGGUCAAUAGUCCUCUCUUUUUUCCGAUUAAUCGAUAUAUCAGAUUCUCUUCAUCGCCUUCUUUACAAACACUCACACACACACACACACACACACACACACACACACUCUCCUCCUCCUUACCACCAAAAAUCGAAGACACAAUCAAUCGGGAAAAAACUGUUGCAGGGUCGGUUUCGAGGUUCAAACAUCCCCAAAUCGCCAUCUGAAUCAGAUGGCGGCGACUCUGAGUCUCCGUUGCGUAGGAAACCACAACCACCAAUUGGUUCGCAAUCGAUCGAAAAGCAGUCCUCGGACCGCUCGAUUCCAUUGUCCAUUGUCGAUCUCCAAUCGGGUCAUUAAGGAACGGCCUCGACUGAUCUCUGCACCGGCGACAAUGGUGUCCAAUUCAUCAUCUUGUCUGUCUCAUUACGAAAAGGUCGAUAACAAGGAGGCAUUGUUUGCAGAAAAGCUCGACGAUUGGAUGAGCGAUUCGGUGUUGGAGAUCGUCAAGAACCUUCGAGAAGCCCCACUUUUCGUGCAGGUCUACGACGACGAAAAUGGGACGACGAGGUUGGAGACAGAGAAGGCAAUCGCCGAUGAUUGGCCCGUCCUGACGCGUAAAUGGACGGCCGGAGAGUCUCCGUCGCCUGACGGUGUCAUACUCGUCGAAGAGCUAGAGGAUGAAGAUGAGGAUGAUGAUGGUAUGAGAGCGUGGGGAGUGGUGAUACAGGGGAAGGGGGUGGAAUGCGGGCCGGUUUGUUACCUGCUGAAGACGAGCAGGGUCGGGUCGGGUUUGGGUAUGGGUUGCACUCAUUUUUGUUUGGUGAGGGUUCAGAGUUUCAGGGAAAGUGCUCUGUCACAGCUCAAGAAUUGCUGGUUGUUGCAGUGAGUCACUACUAAUGGGAUUGGUUGAAUUUGAUUUUUUUGUUAAUUGGAAAAACCAAUGUUAUUGUUGUUGUUGGUUUAACAUGAACAUUUGGAUUUUUGAUAUAAAUGAAUAUAGAGAUGUAAUAGAAAUUGUUUACACAAACAAUGAUUUUGUUCAAUAUACUUUAAUGCAUGCCAUUUUAGUUUUA
Molecule: messenger RNA, 1140 nt
Organism: Cornus florida
Lineage: Eukaryota; Viridiplantae; Streptophyta; Magnoliopsida; Cornales; Cornaceae
Exons: 1
Coding region: 297-953 (218 amino acids)
Source: RefSeq, a predicted model, not a curated record